CAUCCGUACAUCAUCGUCCCCAUCCUAUCCAAAUGCUCCUUGUCAAUCUGAAACAUAUACGCGAUUUCGUAUCUAUCUGUUAUCCAUCUCCGACUCGCUUUCUUUUCUCCGUCUGAAAAAUGGGUACAGUGGAAGGUCUCCAGCCGAUAAUUCACGCCCAAAUUUCGUUGAACUGGCAAUUGAAUCCCAAGUACUUUUACCGGCAGACAAUAGCCUCUUGCAAUCGUUGUUGGCUUUUCCAAGGGAGUUCGAGUAAUUUGAUCGUUAAUCCUUCGUUGCUCGGAGCUCCACCUAGGGUUUCUUCGAAUUUCCUGCAGAACAGGUGCCUCAGAUUUAGAGGGAUUAUAGUUAGGGCUAAUAGUUCAUGUGAACAAGGCACUGAUUCGAAUGACCCAAAGGAUGCUUCUACCACUGAGGGUAAAUCAUCUCCUGGUUCCGGUUCAAGUUCAGGUUCAUCUCGGAAAGAAAGUCAAGGGAAAGGGGACUUGUGGUGGUCGAAGUGGCGCUGGCAACCCAUAAUUCAAGCACAGGAAAUUGGAGUGUUAUUGCAAUUGGGGUUAGUUAUGUUCUUCAUGAGAUUGCUCCGUCCAGGGAUUCCUUUGCCUGGGGUGGAGCAAAUGGCUCCUCUUGCAGUUGUAAGUGUUCCUUACAGCGAGUUCUUGAAUAAGGUAAACACAGAUCAGGUUCAGAAAGUGGAGGUUGAUGGAGUUCACAUCAUAUUCAAGUUGAAGAAUGAAGGGAUGAGUGGUGUGAUUGAGAGCGAGGCUGGGAGUGGGAGCAGUAAGCUGCAGGAGUCUGAGCACACCAACAGGCUUUUGUACACCACAACACGGCCUGAUGAUAUCAAGACUCCUUAUGAGAAGAUGCUGGAGAAUAACGUGGAGUUUGGGUCACCAGAAAAGCGUUCUGGCGGGUUCUUGGGAUCAGCAUUGAUGGCUCUUUUCCAUGUUGCUGUCCUAGCUGGUCUUUUACAUAGGUCCAAUGUGAGUAUGAAUGCUGCUGGUCAGCUCAAGACCCGUAAAUCUGGGGGUUCUAAAGGAGAGCAUGUGCGUGAGCAAGGUGACAUUGUCACAUUUGCUGAUGUUGCAGGUGUUGAUGAGGCCAAGGAGGAGCUAGAAGAAAUAGUGGAAUUUUUAAGGAAUCCUGACAGAUAUACACGACUUGGUGCACGUCCCCCGCGAGGUGUUCUCCUGGUAGGCUUACCUGGGACAGGUAAGACACUCUUAGCAAAAGCUGUUGCUGGAGAAGCUGAUGUUCCCUUUAUCAGUUGCUCUGCAAGUGAGUUUGUAGAACUGUUCGUUGGAAUGGGGGCAUCUCGCGUGAGGGACCUGUUUGCUCGUGCAAAGAAAGAAGCUCCAUCAAUCAUUUUUAUAGAUGAGAUUGAUGCUGUGGCUAAGAGCCGUGAUGGUAAAUUCCGAGUUAGCAAUGAUGAAAGAGAGCAGACAUUAAACCAGCUGCUUACAGAGAUGGAUGGAUUCGACAGUAACUCUGCUGUCAUUGUUCUUGGCGCUACAAAUCGUUCUGAUGUGUUAGACCCUGCCCUUCGACGCCCCGGAAGGUUUGAUCGCGUGGUUAUGGUGGAAGCACCAGAUCGGACUGGUAGAGAAGCUAUUCUCAACGUACAUGUAUCGAAGAAGAAACUUCCUCUUGGUCAAGAUGUCGAUCUUGGUGAUAUUGCUUCUAUGACGACUGGUUUUACUGGGGCAGACCUUGCAAAUUUAGUAAAUGAGGCGGCUUUAUUGGCAGGACGGAAAACUAAGCUUCUGGUUGAAAAGUUUGAUUUCAUUCAAGCAGUAGAACGGUCAAUUGCGGUCUCUGUCUCACACUCUCUCUCCCUCUCCCUCCACUCUAUGUUUGCGGCACACACGCUCACUCACAGUCUCACCAACACACAAACACUGCACAUCUACCUGUUUGUCCCUUGGAUUCUCUAAUGUUUCUUGGAUUUAUAUCUUUUAUAUCUUGGAUAUCUCUCAUUUUUCCAGUCUCUGAAACUUCUUCAGGUCUUGCGCUUUACUUACGGCCUGUUUACAUGGGAGGGUUUUGAAGGGGCUUGUGGGAUUAGUCAAUACUAUAUGUUCGUAUAACAUUUGGAUCAGAAUCUAUUCUCCAAAGCCUUCCCUUUCAAAUCCAUCCCCAACCUUCCAUCCAAACAGAUCCUUAGGCAGUAAAUAACGUAGUUGUACUUAUAUUACUCAGUACUCGUUUUGCAUUUGUAGACUGUUGUAUUAAACCAUUAAUGUAAAUAUGACCCUAAUGAACUCCAUUCGUAAUGCUACAGGGAAUAGAAAAGAAGACUUCAAAGUUGCAGGGAAACGAGAAAGCUGUAGUUGCACGUCAUGAAGCAGGUCAUGCAGUAGUAGGUACUGCUGUUGCAAGUCUUCUCCCCGGGCAACCACGGGUUGAGAAACUAAGCAUACUGCCUAGAUCUGGAGGGGCACUAGGAUUCACUUACAUCCCUCCAACCAAUGAGGACAGAUAUUUGCUGUUUGUUGACGAACUCCGUGGGAGAUUAGUCACUCUUCUUGGGGGGCGUGCUGCUGAAGAAGUGAUCUAUUCUGGACGUGUUUCCACUGGUGCACUGGACGACAUACGCCGUGCCACAGAUAUGGCAUACAAGGCAAUUGCGGAAUAUGGUCUGAAUGAGACUAUAGGCCCUGUUUCAUUGGCAACUCUUUCUGGCGGUGGUACGGAUGAUUCAGGAUCUUCCCUCUGGGGAAAAGAUCAGGGACAACUCGUUGAUCUUGUUCAAAGAGAAGUCAAAUCACUCCUUCACUCUGCACUUGAAGUGGCUCUAUGUGUUGUGCGUGCCAAUUCGACUGUUUUGGAAGGUUUGGGAGCAUGCUUGGAAGAGAAAGAGAAGGUCGAAAGCGAGGAACUGCAAGAGUUGUUAAAAUUGGUUGUUGCCCCAACCGAACUCUCACAUUUCUUGAAUGGCAAUCAGGCAUCUCUUCUCCAACUGCAACCGGCGAGUUCUGGGUGAUGACAUCACACGAGCGAACGACCGACCGACCACUUUGGCUUAAUUUCUUCGUCCUAAUUCAGAAACACUAAAAUAUUGUUUCCAAGGGCAAUUCUGGCAUGGAUUCACUCUGACCUUUGUGUGUGUAUAGUAAGGUGGUAAAGGAUCUGUGUCUCUCUCUCUCUAUAGGACUCCUGACAUGAAGCUUUUCAUGUGUGUAAUUACCAUUUGGUAGUCAGAGUGGUGUAUCUAUGUGAAGGCCUUUAAUGUCAGUUAUUAUUUGCAUACAUGUACUUUUGACUGCCCAUCAUAUGCUACUGUAUUGAAUAUAAUGAACGCUUGUAUAUAUACAUAAAAAAAGAGUUAGAACUGUAAGGUGGUGUAUUCGAUUGUACCGAAUUCUUUUUUAAAAAAAAUUCGGUAUUAAUCAUCUAAAAACUCUCCCGUUCUAUAAAGAUAUUUACGUUUA
Cuscuta campestris is the source of this 3431-nucleotide messenger RNA. Lineage: Eukaryota; Viridiplantae; Streptophyta; Magnoliopsida; Solanales; Convolvulaceae. The record is from the annotation of a GenBank genome assembly.